AUGACCAAAGCUCUCAUGGUCAAAGGCUGGCGGUCAGACUCGCCAUGGGGCUUCCCCAAAGGCAAAAUCAACAAAGACGAACCCGACGAAUUGUGCGCCAUUCGCGAGGUCUAUGAAGAAAUCGGCUACGAUAUCUCGCCGUUCCUAGUGUCCCCCGACUACGUCGAGGUCACCAUCCAACAGAAGAGCAUCCGUCUCUACAUCGUACGUGGCAUCCCGGGCAAUACUCAUUUCAUGCCCCGAACUCGUAAGGAAAUCAGUGUAAGUUUUCACGGGGGGAGGGGUCUACCUCCGGCGGCUGGGGCUCCGCCCCAGACCCUGGUUGUUCCUGCUUCGCAGGAGUUGGCGCAGACCGCAGACGGAAACGACUCGAGCGAAGCGAGAGGAGCCACGGGGUCUGGGGCAGAGCCCCAGCCGCCGGAGGCAGAGGGGAAUUGGGUAUUAACAAGGCAUACAGAAAAUUGA
Molecule: messenger RNA, 465 nt
Organism: Sugiyamaella lignohabitans
Lineage: Eukaryota; Fungi; Ascomycota; Dipodascomycetes; Dipodascales; Trichomonascaceae
Gene: DCP2
Product: decapping enzyme complex catalytic subunit DCP1
Exons: 1
Coding region: 1-465 (154 amino acids)
Biological process (GO): deadenylation-dependent decapping of nuclear-transcribed mRNA
Cellular component (GO): cytoplasm; P-body
Molecular function (GO): hydrolase activity
Source: RefSeq, a predicted model, not a curated record